Messenger RNA from Penicillium atrosanguineum, 1518 nucleotides. RefSeq names its product Zn(II)2Cys6 transcription factor domain-containing protein. NCBI's taxonomy places the organism in Eukaryota, Fungi, Ascomycota, Eurotiomycetes, Eurotiales, Aspergillaceae. Gene Ontology annotation, molecular function: zinc ion binding; DNA-binding transcription factor activity, RNA polymerase II-specific. The record is from RefSeq and is a predicted model, not a curated record. Gene Ontology annotation, biological process: regulation of DNA-templated transcription. Bases 1 to 1518 code for a protein of 505 amino acids. The transcript has 4 exons.
AUGGUCGGCAUCGGAGGGCGAAGCAAAGGGUGCAAGACCUGUCGCCGGCGAAGAGUGAAAUGCGAUGAAUGCAAGCCUCACUGCCAGCGGUGCCGCAAGGCUAACGUAGAAUGCGAUGGCUACAACCAGUAUGCCGAGUUUGUUGAUGUGACUCCCCAGCUUAUUAGCAAGCUUUCUUCCCAAGAGACCAGAUCCAGCACAGCACUCAGCCCAACUGAGAGUGCAGAGUCCAAUGAUUCUGUCGUGGAGCUGCCAUUCAUGCCAUUGACCGUCAACCCAGCUUUCGACGAGCAGAUUGUCUUCACUUCUCAUCUUAUAAAUAGGCUGUUUUCAUGGGCCAUGGACCCGAAUUCACCCGAGUCAGCUUCCUGGAUUUUUUCUCUUACCUGUCCACCUGAGAACCAAAGAGGUCUCUCUACGUCUUCACUUCGUGCUUUGGCCACCGCUUAUUUUGGGAAAACCCACGGACAUUCUGAUCUCAUAAGGAAGGGCGCAGGAUUUUAUUCUCGAGCACUUACUUCUUUGCGCGGAAAACUGCAAGAUCCUACACUGGUUCUAGGCGACGAGGUGCUGGUCGCCAUUGUCUGCAUGGGGAUUUACGAGCUUGUCACAUUUGACCAGCCACAUGGAUGGCUUCACCAUUACAAGGGUCUGGCCAGACUAACUCAUUUGAGAGGGCCACAUUGUUUCCAAGCGGGCGUCGCGCACACGUUACUACCUACACUUCGAUCUUGCAUUUGCAUUGGAUUCCUUGUUGAACGCAAGCGCUGCUUCCUCGAAGAUCCAGAAUGGAAGACAACACCAUGGGCAAUGACGGGCUUCGAGUCAAAGGAGCCCGUUAGCUAUCUGCACGACCAUCUCAGUGACCUGCCCGGCUUUCUCGAAGAUAUGGAUCGAGUUGUGAACUGGCCUGCAGAUGAACCAGGACUCGACGACUUCAAAGCCGCCUAUGGUGGACGAGUUUAUGCGACCCUCGAGGCGGUCUAUGCCUGGCGCUGGGACUGGGAGCAGAGAUUUCCCCACGCGACAUAUUUAAUUUCGCCCAAAGACCUCGAUCCAGAAGCAACAUUAGGACUGCCACACAGCCCAUUUGAGUCAAUCAUCUGGUUUCCCAACGGGUAUCGUGCUACCGAGUUGAUUACCUACAACUGCAUACGGCUGAUUGCGACGAGGGCGCUCGAAAUAUCGGGGAUCAGUAUAGACAUUCCAUUGACCGAGGCGAACUCAACCGAUCCACUUAUGCCAAUGCAAGGUACUAGACACGAUGUGGCUAUUGAGACGUGCCGGAUGAUGAACUACCAUCUUCAUGUGCUAAGACGGAGUUCAGGUGCAUUCAUGCUCCUAUUCCCGCUGAAUGUAUCAUACCUUCAUCUUGAAGGUGAUUACGAAGGAGCCAAGUCUUGGCUAGAAGGUGUUAUGGCCGUCGUUGCAGAUACGCACGGAUUUGAAAUAGGACGGAAGGAGAAUCUGCCGCGACAGGCUGAAGGGGUAAGAUAUCUUGAAAACACACGUCAUUAG